CGCUGUUCCCUUGCAGCCCCAGGAAAGAAGACUGAGCAUGCGCUAAUGGCAGCGUCUGCGCUUACUGUCAUGUGAUCUCCCAACGCGGAAAAGUUGGUCAUGUUGCCAGUGAGGGUGCUAAGGGCAGUACGCGGUUGCUUGGGAUACUGGCGUUAUCCGCCCUACUAUACUACCGAACUCCGAGCGGGCUCUUCUCUUUAUUCCUCUCGCACAGUUCCCUGUAAUGGCCGCCUCGAUUUCUCAUUGUCUGGUCUGCGCUGCUUUUCUGGUGGCUUGCCUUACUGGAAGGCAAAGAAGCAUGGGGGGGACCACAGUAAAUCAGGGAAUCUGACAGCCAGUGAUGAUUUUUGGGUGGAAGAGGAAGAUGAGGAGCUGGAUGAUUUGGACUUGUCUCCUCACACUGCCUCCCUUCUACAGGGAGCUCACAGGGUGUUUCUUGUACACCCGGACGUGAAGUGGGGGGCUAAAAAGCAGCAUCUUAGCUCGGCUGACUUGCAGGUUGCUGAAGCUGUUGCACUUAUUCACAGUCUUCCUAACUGGUCUGUGGUAAACACAUUAAUUAUGUCUACAAAAUCUCCUGAUAGCAAGCUCAUAUUUGGAAAAGGGAAUUUUCAGACGCUAACAGAUGUAAUUAAAGGACACCCUCAGAUCACUGCAGUUUUUUUGAACGUUGAAAGGCUUUCCUCUUUGACAGAGAAAGAAAUGGAAGAAGCCUGGGGGGUUAAGGUCUUUGAUAGAUAUACAGUUGUACUCAAUAUUUUCCGCUUUAAUGCCCACACAAAAGAAGCUAAACUGCAGAUUGCAUUGGCUGAACUUCCACUUCUAAGGUCUAAUCUGAAAAAUGAAACUGCUCACAUGGAUCAGCAAGGCGGAGGAUCAAGAUACAUUAUGGGCUCAGGUGAAACAUUUUUGGAGGUCCAACAAAGGUUGUUAAAGGAAAGAGAAAUCAAGAUUAAAAAUGCAUUAGAGAAAGUGAAGAAAAAAAGAAAUUUGCUGAGAACCCAGCGCCGGAGAAGGGAAUUUCCCAUCAUAUCUGUUCUCGGGUAUACAAAUAGUGGGAAAACAACCUUGAUUAAGGCUCUAACUGGUGAUGAAGGUCUUCAGCCACGUGACCAACUCUUUGCCACUCUUGAUGUUACAUCACAUGCAGGUUUACUUCCCUGUCGCAUGCCUGUCAUUUAUGUUGACACAAUUGGAUUUUUGUCACAACUUCCCCACAAUCUCAUUGAGUCCUUCUCUGCAACUCUAGAAGAUGUGGUCCAUUCGGAUUUAUUAAUCCAUGUGAGGGACAUCAGCCAUCCAGAAACCUUAAAGCAGAAGGCAAGUGUCUUGUCUGUUCUGAAGAAUCUCAGAUUGCCACAGCAACUCCUUGACACAAUGAUUGAAGUACAUAACAAAAUUGAUUUGGUUGACAUGCCUGAGAAUAUCGAUGCCAGUGUCCUGUCCGUGUCAGCUCUGCUUGGACAUGGCUUAGAGGACUUGAAACAGCAAGUAGAAACUGCAGUGAUGAAAAGCACAGGAAGAAAUGUUCUAACAAUCAAUGUGAAGCUUGAAAGUCCACAGUUAAGCUGGUUAUAUAAAGAGUCAUCAGUACAAGAAGUAAAGGUUUUGCCAGAAGACGGUACUGCUAGAGUGCGCGUAAUUAUAACUAAUUCUGCCUAUGGAAAAUAUAAGAAGCUGUUUUGUAAAUGAAGACUUUACAGUAAAGGGCCAUAUACACCUAAUUUCAGGCUGACAAAUAGCUGUAAGUGCUUUUGGAAAACAAGCAAAAUUGAAUAUUCAGGUAUGUGCAGGCUUUGCACUGAAUCAGUGCUACUGCCCAGUCUCUGUAUAAAACUACUCUUAUAUAUAAUUAUGCCUUUAAUUUAUUGCCAUUUGUUUGAAGAAUAAAGAGUUUUGUUAACCAGU
Molecule: messenger RNA, 1908 nt
Organism: Xenopus tropicalis (tropical clawed frog)
Lineage: Eukaryota; Metazoa; Chordata; Amphibia; Anura; Pipidae
Gene: gtpbp6
Product: GTP binding protein 6 (putative)
Exons: 10
Coding region: 100-1692 (530 amino acids)
Molecular function (GO): magnesium ion binding; GTP binding; GTPase activity
Source: RefSeq, a predicted model, not a curated record